Messenger RNA from Danio aesculapii, 949 nucleotides. Its product is annotated as usherin. The transcript is spliced from 5 exons. NCBI's taxonomy places the organism in Eukaryota, Metazoa, Chordata, Actinopteri, Cypriniformes, Danionidae. The record is from RefSeq and is a predicted model, not a curated record. The coding region runs from base 64 to 663 and encodes 199 amino acids.
CUGAAAAUGUCUGAGACGGGGGCUCACGGCUGACACACACACUGCUGGGGUCCCUGAACCCCCAUGAGAGGAACCACGGACACACACACCGGUGUGGAGUCUGGCACUGCUGCCGCUGGUCUAUUGGGCGCAGGCGUGGACGGGUCGCUGUUUUACCGUGAGCUGUGGUUCAUCGUGCUGAUGGCCGGAGUGGCGCUCCUGCUGCUGGCGGUUUUUCUGGCUGUGGUUUUACAGAAGGCUCUAAACCGACCACCGCUCAGCCGAGAGCGCCCGCCACUCAUCCCGCUGCCGCUUCAGCGCCGCAGCCCGCCCGGAAACUCAUACCUGUUCGACUCUGUUCCAGAAACGGUGGGUUCUCCAAACACCGUCACUCUGAAGGCGUACACCAUGCACAUGGAGGAGGUGGUGGAGAGUAAGGUGUUGGAGGAGGUCGGCUCUGCUGAAGGUGAGGGCGGUGUACUGACCGUCUCAGGUCUGUUUACACAGAAUCCUCUGCAGCGCAGCGUCAGUCAGAUCAUUGAUAAGAAAGAGGAGGAAUCAUGGGAGCCGCACUUCAGACGUCUGGACAGUGGCCUGUUUGAAGGCGAGGAGUUUGUGGAAACGAUUAAAGGCUUCAGCACCGUGAGGAAAGAGCACACCAUGUUCACAGACACCAAUCUCUGACCUUUACCAUCAUCAUCAUCAUCAUCAUCACUGUCUUCAAUAAUCAGCCGAAGCAUUUUAGUUUGUACUAUAAACUCAUCUCAGAGAAGAAAACUGGAUUAUGCAGAGAAUAAAAGAAACAUAAAACAUUCAUAUCUAGAUGGAUAUAUUGACUGUAUAUAAGGUCAGUGAGACGCUGAAAUACUUGUGAAUGACUGUUUUAAAUGAAAUCUUGCUAAAUCUUUUUGUUUUUUUUAAACAAACUUGUAAUUUUAUUGCAAAUCUAAUGUUCUUGUAUUGUGGUGCA